GUUGCAUCGUGUUUUGCGACUGCGUCGAGGGAGCGUGGAUCCUCCGCGGAUCCAAGUUUCGCUUCAGUUUACCGCGCGCUCUCGAUUUCGCCGAAUUGAUGCCUGCUGGCACCCGGGUCCAUCGACGACGCUCCUCGCCCGUACCGAAUUAGGCUAAAUGUCCGCCGGUGGAUCAUCGUUGAUCCUCGGUAGUCCACGGAGAAACGGGUCGAAAUAGCCGAGGAAUCGCGAUUGUUUCUCUCCGUCGCGUUGCUCCGAUAGGAUCAAUGGCUGUCAGCGAUCCAGUGCUCGCUCGUUUGCUCGGGAGCUUGGAAAAGGAUCGAGCGUGCGAUCGGUAGCUCGAGGACUCUCGCGAUCGAAGAGAAAUAUUCCGGAUAAUCGGGAAAGUUUGGUGUAUCCUGGUGCGAUUGGAUCGCGCGCGCGAUUUUAAGGAUCGCGAGUGAAUGGCGCGAGUGUGCGGCCCGCGCUGGACGAUGGAGGCCCGUUGAAACGUGAAAUCCAGCACGUGCGAAACCAUCGGGCCCCGCUGCACCAGCCUCGGGGACAUCUGGAAUCGUGGCAAGAUGGCAGUGAUCCUGAACGCAACGUCAUUCCCGAACUUGGCGAACGACGACGACGACGAGGACCACAGCUACGUCCCCUACGAUCAGCGCCCGGAAACCUACAUCGUUCCCGUGGUGUUCCUGUUGAUCCUGGUGGUCGGCGUCACAGGAAACGGGAUCCUCGUGCUCACCCUGCUCCGUCAUGCCAACAUGAGGAACGUGCCGAAUACUUAUGUGCUCUCCCUGGCUCUGGGCGAUCUUCUGGUGAUCGUGACGUGUGUGCCGUUCACGUCGAUCCUCUACACGAUCGAGUCGUGGCCGUGGGGUCUGGCAGUUUGCAAAUUAUCGGAGUGCGCCAAGGAUAUUUCGAUCGGCGUCUCAGUUUUCACUCUGACGGCGUUAUCAGCCGAGAGAUACUGCGCUAUCGUGAAUCCUAUUCGGAGGCACGCAGCCGGAUCGAGCGCGAAGCCAUUAACAAUCCUAACAGCGAGCCUGAUUUGGGUGCUGGCGAUUGUUCUGGCGAUGCCAGCUGCUCUUUUCUCCCACGUGCCGACGGUCCCGUUACAGGGCAACCACAGCAUCCUGAUUUGCAGCCCUUUCCCCGAAGAAUUCGGGGUGAGUUACACACAGGGGAUGGUGCUGUUCAAGUUUCUCGCCUAUUAUGCGAUCCCGCUCUGCGUGAUAGCCGGAUUCUACCUGGUGAUGGCGCGACACCUUGAACUUUCGACCAGAAACAUGCCGGGAGAGAAUUCCUCCAGGAGUCAUCGUAUGCAGCAAAUUAGGGCACGUAAAAAGGUCGGCAAGAUGGUGAUCUCGUUCGUGAUCAUCUUCGUCGUCUGCUUCCUGCCGUAUCACACGUUCAUGCUGUGGUUCCACUUCUGCCCGUCGUCCCAGUCGGACUACGACGACUUCUGGCACGCCUUCAGGAUCAUCGGAUUCUGCCUGAGCUUCGUCAACAGCUGCGUGAACCCGAUAGCUCUGUACUUCGUCAGCGGGACCUUCCGCAAGAGAUUUAACGAGUACCUGUGCUGUCGACUGUCAUCGAGGACCCUGGGCGUCUGUCGGACCGGGACCACGGGCAGUUUGGAGAGGAACGGCAACCGUUUGACGCGGAGAACGCGCCUCGGCGGUCAGGACAGCCACUACGAAACCAGUUUCGGCUCCACGAUCCGGAGACACACGCAGGAACUGAAUUCAACGGCUCUGUACGAGCUAGCCAGCGAGGCCGCUGCCAAAGACUUGCCCGGCGAUUUAGAUUGUAAGUAAUCGAUGACAAUGAUUAAUGGGCGCGGCGUCAUCGUCGGUGUUCGCAGGAAACCGGGGACCACCAGCACACCCAUGGUCGAACGACGUUCGCGUGGCUGCAGGAAUGUAUCAUAAACGAUGUGUAAAUCGCGGACCGCUGUGCGAUCUAGAGCGUCCUCAGCAUCCCCCGGACAUCCUUCUGUGAUCCACGCAUAACUGAUCGACGAUCGCUCCUCUGUACAGCUUCGAUCCCGUCGGGGACUCUGCUCACACUUUCGUCAUCCUAAAACGCGACGUUUUCGAAGAUGGUACUACGAUCGUAGAGUCGUCGGAGAGAUCUCUUCGGUGUAGUGGUGCUUAGAAAUACGUCGUUCUCAUGGACUAUUCUUCGUCUAGACUAUCAAGGACUCUCUUACCGAAACGCAUUGUUUCCUUCAUCCAAAGUAUCGCGAAGUCUCCUAUUGUACUGUGCAGAACACAAUAAAGUCUCGCCAGAGAAAUAGGGAAAUGACGAACUGUUUUCUUAGGCUGUUUCUGUAGAGGAAUCCGGUGCCAUUCGCGUUGCGGUGAUUGACCAUCUUCCGACCAGAGUUAGUACCUUUAUAACUACAAGAGUUGUUCCUAUUUUAACAAUAAUUAUUAUUCCAUUAUUUUAUUUACUAUCGAAGUCCAUCGUAUCCAUCGAAUUGUUUUUCCAAAGUUUGGGUCGGUGUGGAUCUAUGCGCAAUACAGACAUCCAAAUUGUUUCCAUGACAAAAGAUAUAAUAUUUUGCGAUGUGUUACACGAAAUAAUGAGAUGCGAGAAAUGAAUUAAUGGGAACGGGACAAACAAUGUUAAAAAAUAAUUUCUUCUGAUAUUUUUUUAAUAAAUAGGUUUCGUUUCACUUGCUGUUUAAUUUCAUUUAAUUGCGUUGCCAGAAUGUAGUUACAACAAUAUCAACAAUAAAUUUAAAUACAAUUAA
Messenger RNA from Megalopta genalis, 2749 nucleotides. RefSeq names its product neuropeptide CCHamide-2 receptor. The record is from RefSeq and is a predicted model, not a curated record. Gene Ontology annotation, molecular function: neuropeptide receptor activity. Gene Ontology annotation, cellular component: plasma membrane. Lineage: Eukaryota; Metazoa; Arthropoda; Insecta; Hymenoptera; Halictidae. Gene Ontology annotation, biological process: G protein-coupled receptor signaling pathway.